GCGCAUGCGCACAUGGCGUGUCAGGUUGAACGGACAUGCGUACAACGUGUGAGCAGUUAUGCGCAUGCGCAGAUCGCAUGUGGCGCAGACGGAGUGGGGCGGAGUCACAGAGCAGCGAGUCACGUAUCUUAAGUCGGAUAUCAGCGGACAUUAGUGUGAUGGAUAUGAGCAGCAGUGAGUGUUUUGGGUGUGGUCGCUCAGGACACUGGGUGAAGAACUGCCCCAAUGCAGGGCGUGGCCGUGGGCGGGGCAGAGGGCGAGGGAAAGGUGAGGACCACACAGGUCACCAACACCCUGAACAUGACGACACAUUACUCAUGUGCUCAGUAUGUGUGUGUGUUUAUUCUGCAGAUCUGUUCUGUUACCGCUGCGGUGAGCAGGGACACAUUGCUCGUGACUGUGAACAGACUGAGGACGCUUGUUAUAACUGUCACCGGAGUGGUCAUAUCUCUCGGGACUGUAAGGAGCCUAAGAAGGAGCGUGAGCAGUGCUGCUAUAACUGCGGUAAGGCCGGACACGUGGCCCGUGACUGCGAUCACGCCAACGAGCAGAAGUGUUACUCCUGCGGUGGAUUCGGACACAUCCAGAAACUGUGUGACAAAGUCAAGUGCUACCGGUGUGGUGAGAUCGGUCACGUGGCGGUGCAGUGCAGUAAGGCGAGCGAGGUGAACUGCUAUAACUGUGGGAAGACGGGUCACCUGGCACGGGAGUGCACCAUCGAGGCCUCGGCGUAAACGCGCCCCCACCCCUCUUCAUCGGCCCCUCCUUUUUCACGUUGAUGGUUGUAUUUUUUUCUGGGUUUCCUCUUGAUUGGUUAAAGGUGGGCAGACGGAGGCUUGUCCCGGUCCGCGAGCUGCUCGACAUGUUUAAAGAAAAAAAGGUUUAAGCAAGAAAAGGGGUUUAAAAAUCUUUCUGCAUUCAGUAUCAGAUGUGUGUUUAGUUCCGGUAGAGGUGUUGUGUAAUAAUGCUUUGUUUAAAACCCCUGGGCCGCGCCCGCCGACGUGCGGAACGCGGCGUGUUCACGUGGGACCUCACGGCAUUCGCUCGCUUCACGUGAGCUCUGUAGAGACGGCAGACGGGAAAGCCUCGACGUCUGCGUACGGAUUUAUUAUUUUUUGUUUGGAAUAAAAUCGGAGGGAAAUAAUGAGUUUGCUUUAAGAGUGUGACGGUGAUAAUGUGCACAAACACAGAACUCCAUCUUAAUCUGGACACACACACACACACACACACAUGUUUGAGGAAAUGUUCUAUUAAUCAUCGUAAAUCUGAAACAGAAAAUCUCUCAUUUUUCUUUUACUUUUAUUAUAAAUUCUGAUGAUUUUUUUUUUUUGCUCAUAAACGCCUAAAGCUUCCAAACAAACGGUCGUUUCUAUCUUAAAUUAUCGAGACCAAUAAGCUUGUGUGGAUUUCACUAAUUUGCAAAAGGAGAAUGUUUUCACAGAAAUCAAAUAUUAUUUUUGUACACUAUCACUUGGACUACUGUAUAAAAUCAUUUUGCUUGUAAUCUGUUUUUAAGUCAGAAGGGAAAGUUGCAGCUGAAGUCCUUUAAACAUAAAAAAAAUGUAAUUUUAAACUAUCAAUAAAGCUGGAGGAGGAUCGGGA
Tachysurus fulvidraco (yellow catfish) is the source of this 1602-nucleotide messenger RNA. RefSeq names its product CCHC-type zinc finger, nucleic acid binding protein a (gene cnbpa). The coding region runs from base 36 to 734 and encodes 232 amino acids. The record is from RefSeq and is a predicted model, not a curated record. Gene Ontology annotation, molecular function: mRNA binding; translation regulator activity; zinc ion binding. NCBI's taxonomy places the organism in Eukaryota, Metazoa, Chordata, Actinopteri, Siluriformes, Bagridae. Gene Ontology annotation, cellular component: cytoplasm. The transcript is spliced from 4 exons. Gene Ontology annotation, biological process: positive regulation of cytoplasmic translation.